AUGAAGAAAAACAGAAAUCGAAUGGCAUCGAACUCACCGUACGCAGAUCUCGUCGAUCGACCACUUUUUGGUGAAACCAGAUCUCGAGAUCGAAUAUCAUUCAUGAUCAUCACAGCAGUUACAACUGUCUUCGUUCUAGCAACCUUUGUUGGCAUGUUUCUUUUCAAACACAUCAGUGGGACUCAUAUUUUUCUGAAUAUCUGUCUUAUACUUCUACUUGGCUCGCAUUUAUGUCUACGGAAAAUAAGUUUUAUAUCGACUCCAAUCCGAUCGAUAGGUUCGAAACGGUCAUGUUAA
Messenger RNA from Adineta ricciae, 297 nucleotides. The record is from the annotation of a GenBank genome assembly. Lineage: Eukaryota; Metazoa; Rotifera; Eurotatoria; Adinetida; Adinetidae.